Messenger RNA from Alosa alosa (allis shad), 4160 nucleotides. Its product is annotated as protein transport protein Sec24C. Gene Ontology annotation, molecular function: zinc ion binding; SNARE binding. The record is from RefSeq and is a predicted model, not a curated record. NCBI's taxonomy places the organism in Eukaryota, Metazoa, Chordata, Actinopteri, Clupeiformes, Clupeidae. The transcript is spliced from 20 exons. Gene Ontology annotation, cellular component: COPII vesicle coat; endoplasmic reticulum exit site. Bases 1088 to 3793 code for a protein of 901 amino acids. Gene Ontology annotation, biological process: intracellular protein transport; COPII-coated vesicle cargo loading; endoplasmic reticulum to Golgi vesicle-mediated transport.
GUAUGAGUGUCUUUGAAAUGGCUCUCUGGGCAAAAGUUUUGAGAGAUUCCUAUAGACAUAUUGAGAAAUGGCAAUUAUUGAGAUAGGUAUUAUCCAAUUAUUACAACAACUGCGUACAACUGAAUGUAAGAUGUGAUUGAAUAAUAGGUCCUGCUACUACUGCAAAGUGUAGACACAGAAGUCCACAAGGGGGCGUAUAUAAUUCUUUAUACAGUUAUCAUUCUGCCACCUAGUGACAUAGUCACUUUUGAUCAAUAAUAAACUUGUAGCCUAAAUAAAUAAAAACGGCAGUGUGCUGUAGGCUAUUUACAAUCUUAUGCAUGGGUAAUGAUCACGAUUCUGUUAUCAUAGAAAUAGCCUACAAUGGUAUGUAAAAUUAAGAACUUUCUCUUGAAAUACACACAUAUAAAUACACACAUAUAAAUAAUAAAAAUAAAAAACACAACAUCGCAAAAAACAGCUCACUUUGUGGGCGAGGGCUAUAUGGCUACUUGGGAUAUUUAUUCCUGACAAGGAAUGCGGACGUCACAAUUUGCGUGACAUGCGCAGACACACGGGAGUCAGCCAAUGCCAGAUAAGUGGUAUUUUACUAUGGUAGACGUUCUCCCAGAUGGAAAACCUAAACCCGUCUUCUCCAUAGGUUGCAAAUGUCAUAUUUACAAACGUGCCAUUGUUUUUUUUAAAUAACUUCUUAAUAGGUCAUAUCUUAUAGGCCUAAUAUGCACUAUGUAGGCAGGCUAUAGGAUCGGUGACAGCGCGAAGAAUAACGGAACCUUGGUUCCUAUGAAAUAUGCUGAUAUCUUGUGUCAGGCAGAUUUUACCCUGUCGAUUAAGGUAACGAAAGGCAGACCACAAAUAUUUCCGUCAUGUGUGUCUUCUGCAUCUGUCAGUUAACUGUGAAAGUGUUUGUUCGGUGUUCAGUUUUAACGAAACACAUUAGCAUCAUCCUCUGAAGCCUGUAUCGUUGCAUUUGGAGGAACACCCACCUCCAUGCAUGAACAGUCAAGCGACAGCGACAGCUCUUACGUGUGAUUAGAUUAUCAUAUAUUAUGUUCGACAUAGCCUACCUCUGAGAUCUCAGGGGAAGAUGGAUGUCCCUGCUUCCAGUCCCACCUAUGGCCAAGAGGGGUUGUGGGGCUGUUAUUAUGGUUGGGCCCCCUCAGCAACAACACCACCACAGCUUAACUCCCCCGCAGGAUUCUCAAACACCUUCCAGACACCAUACCAGUGCCAGACGAGUACCUGUCAGGCUGGACCUGCAGCUCCACAUCCAGCCCCUCAUCCUCCACCAGUGGGUCAGCCUGGACCACCACCUAGACUCCAACCAACAGGCUCUGGGGGUCUGGAGAGACCGAGCCACUGGAACACUAACUAUCAGGACCAGAAUGGUGCUUUGUUGAGGCCUGCUGCUGAUACAAUAUGCAAAGCCCAGUCACCCUCAGAGAAAGGCACACAACCUGGGAGUAAGCUGUCGAGUCCAAGCUCAGAGUCUCGGUAUGGUCUGGACCCUCAGCUUCUUCCCAGUGCUGUCCAGGUGUUGCAGGAGGACCAGGUGGAGUGGAAGGGGAAGACGUUUGUGUCUGAACCACCAUCAAGUCUUCCCCCUCUGUCAACCACUGACUGCAUUAUAGAGGACAAAGGUAAUGCCAGCCCUCGGUUCAUCCGCUGUACCACAUAUAGUUUCCCCUCUGAGGCCCAGUCUGCCCAGCAAAGCCACCUGCCCCUGGGCGCCAUCUUGGCUCCUCUGGCUAAGCAGCACAAAGCAGAGCGCCCCGUGCCCGUUUGUGACGAGGGCGAGUGCCUGAGAGGCUGUGUGGAGUGUGGUGCCUACAUGUGCCCUUCCAUGACCUGGCAAGACUGCGGGCAGCGGUUCCACUGCCCCUUCUGUGGCAAAUACAAUGAAGUGGCCUGGCAGCUCUACCAGCCCACAGACUGCCACAGCCGCAGGGCAGAUGCAGACAAGAGACCAGAGUUGAGUUUGGGCUCCUAUGAAAUACUUGAACGAAAUAAGGAGGAAGCGGCCAGUCUUCUCCUGGCUGUGGAUGUGUCGGACACUUCUCUGACAGUCGGCCAGUUAGAGUCAAUAUGCCAGCAACUGCACACACUCCUGGACACUGUGUAUAGGGAGGAAGACACAGAGCAGUGUGCCCUGCGUGUGGGACUGCUCACCUACGACCACAGAGUUCACCUCUACAACCUGAGUGCAAGCUUGUCCCGCCCACACAUGCUGGUCGUCACUGAGACGGAUGAGCUGGAGCUCCCUCUGACCGAAGGCCUUCUGGUUCCCCUCAGCGAGUGUAAACACAUCAUUCAGAGCGUGCUGCAGCAGAUCCCUUUAUUUACCUCAGAGUCCCAGGGUUCUGCCUCCUUACCUCACGAUACUGUCGUCUCCAUGGGACUCAAGAUCCUGCAGGCAGUGGGCUGUCCUGGGAAGCUGCUGGUGUUCCACUCGUCUCCCCUCUGCGAGAGUCUCAGCAGACCCGCCUCCUCUGGCUUCUUCAACUCCAGCAAACCAAAGUCACUUUUCCAGUCAUCUGAUUCUGCCGUUUCAUUGGCCAAGGCAUGUGUCAGUCAAGGCUGCAGUGUGCAUCUUUUCCUGUUCGCUCAGCAGGAUGUGGGAGGGGCUUGGCCAGGGGACAUCCCCCACUUGACAGGUGGUGGACUGUACUACUACAAUAGUUUACAGUCGAAACUGGAGAAGGAGCAACUAAACUGUGAUCUGAAUAGGAUAGUAGAGACAGUCACGGCAUACAAGGCCCAGCUUAGAGUCUUCACCAGCAAAGAGCUCAGUGUGUCCGGUUGCUAUGGCUCAUUCAUCCCCAGUGGUUGUCCAGGGCUCGUUGCCAUGGCUGCCCUCAACUGGAACACGGCACUGGCCCUGGAGUUCACCCACAGCCGACCACUCAGUGAGGCACAAGGCAUAGCCAUACAGGUUGUCCUGUCUUACACGGAUCCUCACGGGGAGAAGAGAACCAGAGUCCACAGCCUGAGUCUGCGUUGCUCAGCCUCCCUCCUGGAGAGUUUCCGAAACAGCCAGGCCGAGACGGUUCUCACCUUCUACUGCAAGAAGAUGUACUGUGCAGUGGUAGAGCGCCCUCUACAGUGCCUACGGGAGGAACUGCAGGCUGAGGUGACUGAGUUACUGGCCUGCUACCGCAAACACUGCAGCUCCGCCCCAGUGUCCUCAGGACAGCUUGUCCUGCCUGCGUUCCUGAAGGUUCUGCCGGUGUAUGUAAACAGCCUGAGGAAGAGCGAGGUGGUGUUGCCUGGCAUACGCAGCUCAGUCCAUCAGCGUCUUCUGCUGCGCAGCCGCAUUCUCUCCAUGGACACCAAGACCACAGUCUCCCACUUCUACCCCUGUGUUCUCCCUCUGUGUGUGGGUGAUGAGCGCCCCCAUGUGGGAGAGGUGGUGCGCUGCAGUGCCUCCAGCCUUGACCCCAGUGGUCUGUACCUGGCCUACUCCCCCUCAGCCCUGGUGCUCUGGAUGGGCCAUGGGGUCUCCAGGCAAGCCCUGAUGGAGCUCUUCAGCAACUCUUGCUUCUCCUCAGUCACGUCAGGGGAGAUAAAAAUGCCUAUACUGGAUACCCCCCUGUCAGUCCAUGUGAGGACUCUAAUAGAAACUCUACAGUUAAACUCACCCUUCACUGCAUCGCUGAAGGUGGUUAAGCAGGGUGAUAGCUGUGAGGACACCAUACAGCGUCUCCUCGUCGAGGACAAGAGUCCCAACGGCGGAGCCUCGUACGCAGACUUCCUCUACCACCUCCACAUCAACUCCCUGCGUCUCCUGCUAUGACACAGUCUCUACAUCUCUCUGAGUGAAGACACAGACUGUGACUCUUCAUUGUGUAAAUCACUGUAAUGUGGAAUACAGUAUGUACCCAGUUCUUUGUAUCCUUGUGAAUGCAUGUGAAUAUUGUAAGCAAUAACAUAUAGGUUUUAAUGGGAUUCUUGCCAAGAAGUAGUUAAGAGUAUGUAUGUCAAUGAUUGUACAUAGUUUCAGAAGUGUCUUGUUCACCCUUUGACUUGCUACUUGUUUUAUUUUAUAUUUGUAUUUAUUGCCUCUUCUGAUUUUGUUGAAAUGUACAGCUGAAGUUGCACACUGUAAACACUGGAUUUGCUUCCCUCAGUUUGUACUGUUAAUAAAUGCUCCAUUCAAGUCA